Hevea brasiliensis (rubber tree) is the source of this 1615-nucleotide messenger RNA. RefSeq names its product ubiquitin-like domain-containing protein CIP73. The transcript is spliced from 14 exons. Gene Ontology annotation, molecular function: polyubiquitin modification-dependent protein binding; misfolded protein binding. Lineage: Eukaryota; Viridiplantae; Streptophyta; Magnoliopsida; Malpighiales; Euphorbiaceae. Bases 332 to 1615 code for a protein of 427 amino acids. Gene Ontology annotation, cellular component: BAT3 complex. The record is from RefSeq and is a predicted model, not a curated record.
GAAGAAGCUUAUUGACAUCCCCUCCUCCUCCUACAAUCAGCUGUGAGAGAGAGAGAGAUAGAGAGAGAGGGAGAGAGAGAGCAGUAAUUUGUAUAUUUCUCUCCGCUUGCAUCGACUUCACUUCGUCCAUACAUCUCUCCCUCUUCUCCGUCUCCUCAAUCUCCUCACCAAGCUAUCUUGUUUCCUAAUCUCAGACACCAAUAAAGGGCAUUCUUGACAGCGUGCACACAAGAGAUGUCUGUAGACAUGUAAACGUGACUUCUUUACGUGGUCAAAUAAAUUGUUGAAUCAAGAUGGGGCCUUACUUUUUGUAUUUGUUGUUUUAAAGAUAAUGGGAGAUGAUGGUGCUCAGAAAAUUCCUAGGGCAGGUGAGGCUGAAGGUUCAGAGACGACAAUUGAAAUAAAAAUAAAAACUUUGGACUCUCAAACAUAUACUUUAAGAGUGGACAAACAGAUGCCAGUUCCUGCUUUGAAAGAACAGAUUGCUUCUGUCACAGGCGUGUUAUCAGAACAACAACGUUUAAUAUGCCGUGGAAAAGUUUUAAAGGAUGAUCAACUACUCUCUGCAUAUCAUGUUGAAGAUGGGCAUACCUUGCACCUGGUAGUCAGGCAACCUCUUCUGCCAUCUUCUGAUGGCAUGCCCAAUCAUUCAGCAACUGAUCCUGCUUCAAGUACAAGUCGUGGUCAUGUGGCCCCUAGUGUUGUAAUAGAAACUUUUAGUGUGCCUGAUCAAGGUGAUGGAGUUCCUCUCGAAAUCAGUAGGAUUGUUUCUGCUGUUCUUGGUUCAUUUGGAUUUCAAAAUAUUGGAGGUGGCAAUGAAGGACUUGAUGCUGCAAGGCGUGGACAGCAUAGAUCACCAACUGCUAGUGGUACACCAGAUGCAGCUGGGCUGCUACCUGAGCAAGCUGGCAGCAGGGUUCAAUCUGAUAGAUCACAAAGUGCUUUUGGCCUUCCAACAGGAGUAUCUUUGGAGUCUUUGAAUCCCCUUGUAAUUCCUGAUUCUUUGACAACUUUGACCCAAUAUCUGAGUCUUAUGAGGCGUGAAUUCAAUGCUAUCGGCAGAGUGGGGGAAAAUAUUGCUCAAGGAGAGGCUAUACAGAGGACUGAGCAAAGAGACUCUGAUUCCACAUCAAGAUCAGGAACUGUACAAGAACCGCUUCCAACACCUGCAUCCUUGGCUGAAGUGAUGCUGUCUAGCAGACAAUUUAUCAAUGGACAAGUUGCAGAAUGCUUACAACAACUUGCGAGGCAACUAGAGAGUCAAGCAAAUGUUACUGAUCCUGCAUCACGGUCGAGCACUCAGUCCAGUGCAUGGAGGACUGGAGUUCAACUUCAUAAUUUAGGUGCAUUUCUACUUGAACUUGGACGGACUACAAUGACUCUUCGACUAGGUCAAGCACCGUCAGACGCUGUGGUCAAUGCGGGUCCUGCAGUUUUCAUAAAUCAAUCUGGUCCUAAUCCUCUAAUGGUUCAGCCUCUUCCUUUUCAACCAGGAGCAGGCUUUGGUGCCGUCCCUGUGGGAUCUGUGCAGCCUGGAUCCGGUUUAGUCAAUGGUAUAGGUACUGGGUUUCUUCCGAGGCGUAUUGAUAUACAAAUUCGAAGAGAUUUACUUUGA